Molecule: messenger RNA, 4902 nt
Organism: Ostrinia furnacalis (Asian corn borer)
Lineage: Eukaryota; Metazoa; Arthropoda; Insecta; Lepidoptera; Crambidae
Product: phosphatase and actin regulator 4
Exons: 15
Coding region: 180-2021 (613 amino acids)
Biological process (GO): actin cytoskeleton organization
Molecular function (GO): actin binding
Source: RefSeq, a predicted model, not a curated record
AAAAAAAGUACGUUGGGGGUGUAAACAUGUUAUAUCAAAUUAAUAAUUUAGUGCUCUAAAAAUGACUUUUUUCGUUAAGUUUUUGAGCUUUAAACGUUUCUUAAAAGCUUACUGAAGUGAUAUUAUCCAUAAAAUGUGAUAGUUUCAAAAUCAAGUAUAUUUUUCUACAAAAUCUUUCAAUGGCUAGUGACAGCGAUAAAAGUUCGAGUAAUCAUAACUUAGAUGGUUCUCUGAGAAAUACUAAGAACCAAGGAACUACUGGAAAUAUUGGUGAAAGCGGUGAGAAAACAAAUCUGGGUGUGUUUCCUGUGGGCAAAGGAGGCCGGCAUUUAUCGGUUCCAUUUGAUACUUCAACAGCUAACGGUGAUUUGACUAAUAAGAAACAGAAUGGUUCUACGGUGCGCACGAAUAGCCUCGGCUCGGGCGCCCGCACGCCACCUGUCGAGCGGACCAAAUCCAAGUUCUCUGCUUUCGGCAGACUCUUCAAGCCGUGGAAGUGGAAACGGAAAAAGAAAUCGGAAAAGUUUGAAGCUGCUUCUAGAACAUUAGAAAGGAAAAUAUCCGUCCGUGCGAAUAGAGAUGAGUUAGUGCAGAAAGGCAUCCUCUUACCGGAAAGUCCAGUGACGCCCGUGGCUGAAGCAGAUGAGGAAUCAUCGCCGCCGUACAGCGACGAGCGCAGCGAGCCGGGCGGGGGAGCGGGCGGCGGGCCGGACCGCGGGCUCGCCAGCAUGCACGCGGCGCUGCAGGCGCAGCUGGCGUCGCAGCUCGCGCACCAGAACGCGGUGCUCGCCGCCGCCGUCGCCGCCGCGGCGCAGCAGCAGCACCAGAACAAUAAUGUCAUAGAACCAAAGAAAGACAAAUUGGAAAAUGGCGGUGAGCUGAUGAGGCCCGAGCGGCCGAACUCCUUGACAGCAGGAAAGCUUCCGCGGCGGAUAUGCUAUCAAGGAGACGUUGUAGGUGGGUACGGGUCUUCGGGCGUCGACAGGGGCGGGGGCGGCGGCGGCGACGGCGGCGACGAGCCGCUGGUGCUCUCAGAGCUGCCGGAGCCGCCGAUCGCGGUGUCCGAGAUCGGGCCCAUCCCGCCGCCGCCCAUGUUCAGCUCGCCCAGCCCUACGAGGCACCAGCACCAACAUCACCACCACCAACACGCCAUCAUUCAACAUCCUCUCUCUGACUCCGAAGAGGAGGACGAACAGGAGGAAGAUAUUGAACCCUUAAACCUAGGCGCGGACACCAACAGAGUAGAAGAGAUCCCACCCAAGGAGCCGAGCUUCAACGCGGUGCCGCUCAAGUCUGCGCUCAAGAAGCGGCCCGCGCCCGCCGCCUCGCCCGCCGCCACGCCGCUCGCGCCGCGACAAGACCAUCACCAUGCCAGCUUCAAGCGGCCGCCGCCUAAACCGAGGAUUCGCAUAUGCACCCGUCCUGUGCGCGUGGGCAACGCGCUAGAAAACAAAGAGAACGCGCGACCGUGGGCCGAGGGCGGCGAGUACCGCGACGACUACGCCACGGAGUCGGAGCGCGUGGCCGCCAAGCUGGCCCGCAAGGAGAGCCUCAACAUCAAGCUGGCGCUGCGGCCCGACCGCCAGGAGCUUAUAAACAGAAAUAUAUUGGUGGUGCAGAGCGAGCACGAGCGCCAGGAGUCGUGGGAGGCGAUCGGCGCGCGCCUCAUCCGCCGCCUGUCCAUGCGGCCCACCGCCGACGAGCUGGUCGAGAGGAACAUAUUGAAGAGUCAAUCACCCGCUGAAGAAAAGAAACAAAAGGAAGAGAAGAAGAGGUAUUUGUUACGCAAGCUCAGUUUCCGGCCCACAGUAGAUGAACUCAAAGAGAAGAAGAUCAUAAGAUUUAGUGAUUACAUCGAAGUAACACAGGCGCACGACUAUGACCGCCGCGCGGACAAGCCUUGGACGCGGCUGACGCCACGAGACAAGGCGGCCAUCCGCCGCGAACUCAACGAGUUCAAGAGCUCCGAAAUGGCUGUGCACGAGGAAAGCAAGCACCUCACGAGGUUCCAUAGGCCAUGACGGCUGUGCCUUACAGCGGGCGCGGGCGCGGUGGGCCUGUGUCCGCCCGCCAUCGCUCACCUAACUCUUGUAUCGUAGUUAUUGCCGAGUACAAUUUAUUAAUUAUUAUUAUUAAAACGUUAUGUUAAGUUCAAGUAUUCUAAGCGUACCUAUACAUUCUUUGAAUUGACCUUCGCGAAAGGUUAGUGAUACUGAUUAUUGUGGUCGAGAUUAUGCGCUUCGAAGCUCGGUGAACUGUGAGAUUUACGAGUGAAUUAUUUUGAUAUGUGAGACGUAUCCGAUUAUAGAGUUUUUGUAGUCUUGUGAUUUUUUCUUAUAUUGCUAGCUUUUAGCUUCGUAGUCGUUAAGCUAGAUUCGAUUUGAAUACAUAUUUAUUUCGUAUUGAAUUUCUAUUUUACGGUCACAAUUCGAUUGUUUUAAAUAAUUUCACUUUUUGAAUUACGUAGUGUUAGCGACUUACGUUGGACGCCUUCCGUUUGUUUGCACGUUUACGAAAAUGCAAUGACUAAGUACACAGCGGAUUUUCGCUCUCCAUCUGGAUUAGACCAUGAGAUACUACCACUGAUUUUCAUAACUUGUGCGACAGUCACAAACGCCUGUCAACUGAAUCGCCUCUUACAUACAAUUGGAAAUGCCAGAUAUGUUUUGUAAAUGUUUGUUGACGUGAGGAUAUACGUAGGUGUUAUAUUGGUUACGGUUGUGCGACACCUUGUCGCUCGAUUUCUUUCAUCACUCCAGUCUAAUGAACUAAAUAUCUUAGAAGUGCUUCCAAAUGCUGUGCAACGUAACAAUAAAUCAUUAAAUAUGGGACUCCGUUCCUUAUGUAUAAUAGAAGAUUUAUAAAAAUAGUACUCUCAGUAGCAAUUUGGUAUCUAUUAAAAGUAUGCACAACUAUUAGUUUGCUCAACUAAAGAUUUCUCUGCAUGAUUAAAGUUUUCUUUUUUCGUAUUUUAGACUAAUAUAUCACCUACUAUCUUUUAUCACAAUGCAAAUAUCUAUAUUUGUAAUUUUAAAAAUUUGUUGAUAAGAGUAGUUAUUUUCAUAAUACGCUUCUAAAUCGAAGUACCUAUGUAUAUUUAUAUCAUAAUCAUUAAUUUUUGUAAUUGUAUAAUCUCCGCGUGAUGUGCAGUAACCGAUAAUAAUCGAUAUAUUAUGGUAGUUUACUUUGUGAAAUUGUUUACGUAUAAGGCGUAUGGUCCAGUACUGCUAUUCCUACAGGGAGAGUCGGCGGCCGGCCAUGGCGCCGAGAGGAUGGCUGAGGGCACUCGUGGUCUCCUGGUCGCUCUAGCCUAGCUCUUAUUUAGGGUACUCAAAAUUGAACGAAGUAUUCAAGUAAACAACUAAUUAAUUGAUCGAAUAACUCUAAAAUGUAGGUGUUAAUUAAUAAUGUUACGCCUUCUGAGAUUACGUUAUGGUUCGAUAUUGUAAAUGUUUGCGUAUGUUUUGGUAAAGACGGUAAUUGUAAUUUAGAAUGACUUGAUAAUAUAAUGAGCAAUAAUUCUGCUGUCGGUCUGUUUCGAUUGUUUAAAGUUUUAAUGUUGAGAUUUUUUUACAUUACUGUAUAGGUGAUUACUUCGUAGUGUAACUAAUAGAUAGGGAUCAGUUAAAUAAAUCAUUUUUAUAAAAACGAUAUAUUGUUCAGUAGCGGUGCCAUUACUCGUGAAGUCGUGACGUGUUCGGGAUCCAAUCGAUAAUCACAUUGUUGUUGAAUAUGAUAUCUUAGGAGUACUUCUCAGUGUUAAGGGAUGAUAAGCGCACCAAGUAGGGCCGAGGUCAUUGGUCUCGCAGACGUUGUAAUGGAUAUUGUUGCAUUACUAUACAUGUAACAUCAUCUCGCACACCCGUGCAGUUCGCAUUACUAAGCCACCUCACAAUAAUAUAGGUCAAACAGGUUCAUAAUACGCAGAAAAAUAAUGAUAGCAGGUUACAACAAAAUGUUUAUACAAUGGUUAUUCUUGAGACCAUUCCAUUAUAGAAUAAAGUGGAAGCCAAAAUGACGACUUAUUUUUCUAAACGAUUUUGUUAGAUUUGCAAUUAAAAUAUUAAGGUAACAUGUAGAUGUUUAUCGAUAUAUUAUAAUAUUAAGACAUUCAGAUUCCAAAGAUCUAAGGCUCAACUAAAUUCUUUUAGCUAGCUUUCAUAUUGCCAUUGUUAUCGUAUAUAAUGUAUAUUGCGAUAAUGUACGUACGUCUUGACCGACACAAAUUCGUCUCAAGUGUGAAUAUAAUUCUGCAGACAUCACAUAUAGCGUGUAUAUAAAUAAAAUUACUUUUACCAUUAAAAUGUGAUACGAUUUUUAAUUUAGCAACUUUGUAUUACUUUAGACUUUUGAAAAUACAUACAUUUAUGUAUAAUAUAUUAUUAUAUUAUGUAUAAUCCAUCAUCGCUUUUUUAAAACUCUAGGUGGUGCUCCCUGAGCUGCGUAACAAUAAGUAUAAUCAUUGUUGUUGUCGCGCACACAAUACUCAUGCGGGAAUUUGUACUACAAACUUGAAUAUAAAUAAAUACGCCUGUGACCACAAUGCAAUUUAUUAAAACCAUGCAUACGGAUUUUUUAAAAGAUUGAAGCUUUUACGAGCUUCAGGAUACAAGUCUCACGUUGUAUUACUUAGAGUCGUUAAAGGACGUAUAAAUAUGAACAUGGCAACAAAGUCUAAUGUGAUAAGGAUGUUUCUAAAGCAAUUAUAUCGAUAAACAUUAUUUUUAAUGAUAUCUGUAUAUAAUUUUAAUAUCUUGUACAUUAUGGAAUCUCUUUUAUUUCCAUUGAUAUCGUGCGUAUCAUUUGUGCUAUUAUUACAUUAAUAUAAUUGCUACCUUCAGUAAACUGUAUACUGUUGCUUUUAUUUUGAAUAUCGUGUAAAUUAUUAAUGACAUGCUGUAA